Messenger RNA from Cucumis sativus (cucumber), 1523 nucleotides. Its product is annotated as protein NDL1-like. The record is from RefSeq and is a predicted model, not a curated record. Lineage: Eukaryota; Viridiplantae; Streptophyta; Magnoliopsida; Cucurbitales; Cucurbitaceae.
AAAACAGACAGAGAGAAAGAGAAAGAGAAAGAAUCGCUUUGUAUAUAAGCCAACGAAGCCAAAGCCUAUAAUUCUGGAAGACGAGAGACGAGAGUAAAAUCAAAAGAGAGAGACCCUUCUCCGUCUGCGACAGCGUCCGGCUGUUUUGGUGGUAGCGCUAUUCAACGGACAUAGAGCUACGGCCAUGGCAGAUUCUAAUGACUCUGUUUCCGUCGACAUGGAGAAGAUCUAUCUCGGCGGCAAGGAGCAUCAUGUACGAACUGGCCAGGGUUCUGUGUCUGUAAUAGUCUGUGGAGACCAAGAUAAGCCGCCACUUAUUACUUAUCCCGAUUUGGCUCUAAAUCAUAUGUCAUGUUUUCAAGGAUUAUUCUUUUUCCCAGAAGCAGCUUCGUUGCUACUUCAUAACUUUUGCAUCUACCAUAUCAGCCCUCCUGGACAUGAGUUAGGAGCUGCUGAGAUUUGUGAGGAUGAUCCUUCACCCUCUGCCGAUGAUUUAGCAGAUCAAAUCCUUGAGGUUCUCAACUAUUUUGGACUCGGUGCGGUGAUGUGCAUGGUAACAGCUGGCGCUUACAUUCUUAGUCUUUUUGCUUUGAAGUAUAGAGAGCGAGUUCUUGGUUUAAUUCUUAUAUCCCCCUUAUGCAAGUCGCCCUCUUGGUCCGAAUGGUUCUAUAAUAAGGUAAUGUCAAACUUGUUGUACUUCUAUGGCAUGUGCGGUUUGUUGAAAGAGUGCUUGCUUCAGCGGUACUUCAGUAAGGAGGUCCGUGGUAGUGCAGAAGUUGCAGAGUCUGAUAUAGUUCAAGCAUGUAGAAAACUACUUGAUGAGAGACAGAGCAACAAUGUUUUGAGGUUCCUCCAAGCCAUUAAUAGAAGACCAGACAUUACUGAAGGGUUAAAAAGGCUCCGGUGUCGUACUCUCAUUUUCGUCGGGGAUAGCUCACCUUUCCAUUCUGAAGCACUCCAUAUGAUAUCAAAAUUGGAUAGAAGAUAUAGUGCCUUGGUUGAGGUCCAAGCUUGUGGAUCGAUGGUAACCGAAGAGCAGCCACACGCAAUGUUGAUACCGAUGGAGUACUUCUUCAUGGGGUAUGGAUUAUAUAGGCCAUGCCAGUUCAGUGAUAGUCCACGGAGUCCAUUAAGUCCAUCUUGUAUCUCCCCAGAGCUUCUUUCUCCAGAAAGCAUGGGAUUAAAGCUAAAACCAAUAAAAACGCGCAUUUCUUAAACGUCACAAGGACAUGUAGAAUUGGAAAAGAAGAGAGGAGGCUAUGGUUUGCUUGUGAUUCAAAACUCUGUCUGUCUGUAAGUUUUUCUUUUCCAGAUUUUUGAUUUGUUGAAAGGAGCGUUUGUGUAGAUAGGGGGAGAGAAAAAAAAAAGGGUAUUCACAAUGAUGGGUAAAUAACUAAUAGGGAGAUACACAUUCAUUCUUUUGUAGUCAUCAGACAUAAAAGAGAUCAUAUUCUUGAACUCUGUGGAUUCGUAUAUUCUUCACUCUGACCAAAUAUAUUAAAAUAUUUAUCAAUGAUCUUGAA